AUGAGGAGUUAUAAAAAUAUUUGUGCUAUACUUAAAAGUGCUAGGCCUAAUAAUUUGCUUACAGCAAUAAGAAAUCAUUAUGAAUCUGAUAAAAAUAUUGUAUCAUAUAAACUUGAUCAAUUACCUGCUGUAAUAUCCCUCAAAGUUAAGUAUCAGAAAUGUCUUUCUAUAAGAAAUUUUAUUGAAAUAUUAUGUAGUUUUACAGCUAUUACAACAUUAGUUAUCAAGAAAACAGAUUUUGAUGCAAUUGCUAUUUUUUGGAACCUUGAUCCUAAAGAAGCUGAAAAUCUUAAGUUUGACCAAGAAUGCUCUAUCCCAGAUACUAUGACACUUAAACAUUUUUAUAUGCGAAAUAUUUAUAGUAGUAAAGAUAUGAAUAAUGAGAUUUAG
Messenger RNA from Funneliformis geosporum, 390 nucleotides. The record is from the annotation of a GenBank genome assembly. NCBI's taxonomy places the organism in Eukaryota, Fungi, Glomeromycota, Glomeromycetes, Glomerales, Glomeraceae.